UAUUAAAAUGUUUCAAAUAAAUUCAAGUAAAUUGUGGCUAAUAUUUAAAUUUUUAAUUGAAUUUCCAUAUAAGAUUAAUUAAAUAAAAGAAUUUAAAUUCGUUUUUAAAGAAAAAUAAUUGUAUAACAUUUCUUCUGGAAUAUUUUGGGAUAUAAAAUGCACCUGCAGACACCUGUUGUAAUAAUAAAUUAAGUUUGGCGUGAAGAACCAAUAUAAGUUUCUUAAUAUUCUUUAAUAUAUAUAUAUAUACAUAUAAUAGUACCGAAGAUAUAGACUGGUUGGGGUCACUUCGGGCUCAAUCUGACUCAUCGUGGAAUAAUUUUUUCUCUUAUAUGUAUAUGAUCACUAUCUUUAAGUGGUUCAUUUUAAUGCAAAAGCUUCAGUGAUUUCUUUAUAAAUUAACUGGAAUAAACUUUAAAAAGUGAAUGUUUCAACUAUUGCGGAAGCUAAAAUAUAUUCUAACAAUAUAAUAUAUUAUGUCCACUAACAAUAACAAAAAAAUCGUAUGUUACUUUGGCAGUUGGUCAGUUUAUCGACCUGGCAAUGGACAUUUUGAUAUUUCCUACAUUGAUCCAACACUUUGUACACAUUUAAUUUAUGCAUUUGCUGGACUUAAUGAAGAUGGAACAGUGAAAGUAUUGGAUCCUUGGCAAGAUUUGCCGGAUAAUGGAGGAAAAGAUGGAUACGGAAGGUUUAAUGCUCUUCGUGAAAAAAGUCCAUUGACAAAAAUCAUGAUUAGCAUGGGCGGUUGGAAUGAAGGUUCAAGUAAAUAUUCCAGAGUAAUGAAUGAUCCAGUCACUCGAUUGAAAUUCGUCGAUAAUGUCGUUGAAUUUGUCAAGAAAUACAAAUUUGAUGGAUUCGAUCUUGAUUGGGAAUAUCCUGCAAAACGAGGAGGACAUCCUGAGGAUGUGAAAAAUUUAGUUUUAGUAUUAAAGGAUCUUAAAAAAAGAUUUGAAAAGGAAAAUUUAAUACUAAGUAUUGCCGUUGGUGCAGCCGAAGCAACAGCAAGUGUAUCAUAUGAUAUUUCCAAUUUAUCAAAAUACGUCGAUUUUAUUAAUUUAAUGACUUAUGAUUUUCAUGGAUCAUUUGAUUCCGAUCAUAAAGUUGGACAUCAUGCACCACUUUAUCCCGCUUCGAAUGAAACUGGAUUAAAAAGACAAAUGAACAUUGAUUCAGCAGUUAAAUACUGGUUAUCUCAAGGAGCACCUGCCGAAAAAUUGAUUCUUGGAACAGGUUUCUAUGGGAGAACAUUUACAUUAGAAAAUUCAGCCAAUCAUGAAAUUGGCGCCCCAUUUACUGGACCGGGAACAGCUGGACCUUAUACGAGGGAAGCUGGAAUUUUAGGAUUCAAUGAAAUUGGAGAGAUGCAAAAACAAAAAACAUGGAAACUUGGAUUCAAUCAAGAACAAAAAGUUCCUUAUGCUUAUUUGAAUAAUCAAUGGGUCGGAUAUGAUAAUUGCAACUCUUUAACAGAAAAAGCUGAAUAUGCGAAAAAAAUGGGUUUAGGAGGAGUAAUGAUCUGGAGUAUUGAGACUGAUGACUUUAAAGGAAUUUGCCGUGGGAAAUAUCCACUUCUUAAUUCUUUAAAUAAAUCACUGCAUAAUUAAUUCUUUUUUUCCCCCAUUUCUUAUAUUAUAGGAAAAACAAAUUAAAGUAUUUUCAUAACUUUUUACAA
Molecule: messenger RNA, 1675 nt
Organism: Leptopilina boulardi
Lineage: Eukaryota; Metazoa; Arthropoda; Insecta; Hymenoptera; Figitidae
Product: chitotriosidase-1-like
Exons: 6
Coding region: 477-1607 (376 amino acids)
Biological process (GO): chitin catabolic process; carbohydrate metabolic process
Cellular component (GO): extracellular region
Molecular function (GO): chitin binding; chitinase activity
Source: RefSeq, a predicted model, not a curated record